UCAAAUACACACAACAACCAACACCAUCUCCCACAAUGGCAACGAAAACACUUCUCUUCCUCGCCUUAGCAGCCCUUGUAGCCUUUGCUACCGCCCACACAACCAUCAUCACCACCACCAUCGAAGACGAGAACCCGCUCUCCGAACAAAGGCAAUGUAGCCAACAGGUACAGGGACAAAGGUUGAACCAGUGUCGCAUGUUCCUCCAGCAAGGUCAGAGGGGGCAGCAACACCAACAGCAACAGGAGCAGCAGCUCCUCCAGCAGUGUUGUCAAGAGCUCCAAAACAUAGACCAGCAGUGCCAAUGUGAGGCAGUGAAGCAGGUGUUCCGAGAAGCCCAGCAGCAGGUUCAACAGCAACAGGGACGGCAGUCUGUACCCUUCCGCAGUUCGCAGCAGACCCAACAGUUGAAGCAGAAGGCUCAGAUUCUCCCUAACGUAUGCAACCUUCAAUCAAGACGAUGCGAAAUCGGAACCAUCACCACCACCGUCGUCACCGAGAGCAAUAUCGAUAUCCCCUUCCGUGACAGGCCCUUUGGCAGAUCACAACAAUGCAGUGAAACUGAAAUCCAACGACCCGUCAGUCAAUGCCAAAGGUAUGUGGAGCAGCAAAUGCAGUCCCCCAUGCCAUACAUAAGGCGCCCAGGACAGCAGCAGCAGGAGCCAGAACUCCAACAAUGCUGCAACCAGCUCCAAAACGUGAACAGGGAGUGUCAAUGCGAGGCGGUUCAAGAAGUGGCUAGGAGAGUGAUGAGGCAGCCACAGCAGCACCAGCAGCAGCAACGUCGACGUGGGCAGUUCGGUGGACAGGAGAUGGACAUCGCAAGGAGGGUGAUUCAGAAUCUGCCGAAUCAGUGCGACUUGGAAGUCCAGCAAUGCAACAUCCCCUACUGAAGUGGAGGCUUUUGAAUGAGUAAUAAAGGAAAGCGCAUCUCUAGUCGAAACUAGGGAUUGUGGCUUUGUGAUGGAAGCAUAUAUAUAUAGUUUCCUUUGAGAGUAAUAAUAAAAUGACUAAAUGUUUUUGGAUGGUUUUCAUCU
Molecule: messenger RNA, 1037 nt
Organism: Helianthus annuus (common sunflower)
Lineage: Eukaryota; Viridiplantae; Streptophyta; Magnoliopsida; Asterales; Asteraceae
Product: 2S seed storage protein-like
Exons: 2
Coding region: 36-893 (285 amino acids)
Molecular function (GO): nutrient reservoir activity
Source: RefSeq, a predicted model, not a curated record